This is a messenger RNA of Paraphaeosphaeria sporulosa, 596 nucleotides long. RefSeq lists its product as uncharacterized. The transcript is spliced from 2 exons. Lineage: Eukaryota; Fungi; Ascomycota; Dothideomycetes; Pleosporales; Didymosphaeriaceae. The record is from RefSeq and is a predicted model, not a curated record. The coding region runs from base 88 to 459 and encodes 123 amino acids.
GGCAGACCAUUUCGCAGCUUUGAACAUAAAAGUCAGAUCAACAUACAUCCGCCACAUGCUCACACCAUUCCAACACUACAUACAAUCAUGCUUCUCACGGUCCUCACCGCUGCGAGCUACCUCAUCUCCGCCCUCCUCCUGUACUCCGGCACCGUCGGCGUUCUCUGGCCCCUGCACACCGCACGCACCCUCUUUGCCGUCCCCAACGCGACCCCCGACACCGCAACUUUUUACCCGGGUCUCGCAGGCCGCAAUGUGACCUGCGGCCUCGCAAUCCUCACGCUGCUGUUGCAGGGCCAGAAGCAGGCUGCGGGCGUUGUGGUGGUGUGUUUGUUGUGCAAUGGGGCGAGUGACUGUCUCGUGUUGGUUCGGAGGGAGGGAGGAGAGAGGCUGGAGGUACAUGUGUUUAAUAUGUUCCUUGUAGGGGCAGUUGGAACGGGUCUUGUAUUUCUGGCAUAGGGAACUGAGGGAUACGAAGUCGGUGGCUUAUGAGGUCUGUGGUGGGUGUGGGUGGUUGCAGGAGAAUAUUAAGUGGGCGGUUCAGGUUGCGGUGGAUGAUAUUGGAGCGACGGGCUAGAACCCUGAGAGAAAAUGAG